CUAUGAUGUACUCUACGUAUUUAAUAUCUUCUUUCGAGAAGACUUACUUCAUCUUAAUUAUAUUUGGUGUACUUACGUUGAGCUUCAAUAUCUUUCGUAUUGUUCAGAUUGCAUCCACCACGUGCAACAUCGAAGAACUCCUGUUACAUUUUGUAAUAACAGCAAUCGCUUUUAUAUAUAUGUUCUGGGCUAAUUUUAUAGGUCAAGAAGUUACAGAUCACUAUAAUGACGUAUUUCUGGCUGCAUAUAAAAUUCCGUGGUAUAUUUUUCCUCUGCAUCUUCAAAAGCUAAUAGUUCUACUAUUACAAAGAAGUAACAAGACAUUUGGUCUGAAUGUCGGUGGAUUGUUUAUAGCAUCUCUACAAUGUUUUGCCACGUUGUUAAACGCAUCGGUAUCUUAUUUUACAGUUUUAUACUCCGUGUGAUAGUACACGUCGACGUAAUAAAUAAUAGUUAAGUUUGU
This is a messenger RNA of Pseudomyrmex gracilis, 463 nucleotides long. RefSeq names its product odorant receptor 43a-like. Lineage: Eukaryota; Metazoa; Arthropoda; Insecta; Hymenoptera; Formicidae. Gene Ontology annotation, cellular component: plasma membrane. The transcript is spliced from 5 exons. Gene Ontology annotation, biological process: sensory perception of smell; detection of chemical stimulus involved in sensory perception of smell. The record is from RefSeq and is a predicted model, not a curated record. Gene Ontology annotation, molecular function: odorant binding; olfactory receptor activity. The coding region runs from base 3 to 425 and encodes 140 amino acids.